CAGACGAGAGAGAAAGGAAGGAUUUUAUUUCGCUUUGUAUUGACGUGUCCGCGGUGGAAAAAGAUUUAAAACGGAUUGGAAGCAGCAUUGCGGUAGAUUUACACUCGUAUACGGAAAUUAAAUCUGGAUGGCUCUGUUAUUUCUGCGGAUCUCUUGCGUCGCGGAGGAAAUGGCACUGAUGUGGCACGCGGUAUUGUUUUUCAUCUUUCUUUCUUCUCGCUUCACGCUCGCACAGAUCAGCUAUUCCAUACCGGAGGAAAUGCCAAAAGGAUCGAUGGUUGGAAAUGUCGCUCAAGAUUUGGGUUUGGAUUUUAAAAGACUGAUUUCAGGGAAAGGACGUGUUCAUACGGUGGACAGCACGGAAUACAUUGCGCUGGAUAAAGAGAGAGGAAUGCUUUAUAUAAAAGAAAAAAUAGAUCGAGAGUCGCUUUGCGCAACAAAGACUCCAUGUGCUCUACAUAUUCGAAUGACACUUGAAAACCCGAUGGAAUUGUAUACAAUUACUGUAGAAAUAACAGACAUUAAUGAUAAUGCGCCAUUUUUCCAGACAGAGGAAAUCAGAAUUGAAAUUAUCGAGGCGGCUCUACCGGGAGCGAGAUUCAUGUUAGAGAGGGCAAUGGAUGCUGACGUCGGUAUAAACGGACUUCAGAGCUACUCACUUAAACCAACAGAUCAUUUCGCUUUAGAACUGGAAUCUAAUGCAGACGGUGUUAAAAAUGUCGAAAUGAUUUUACAAAAACAACUUGACAGAGAAAAACAGGAAAGGCUUACAUUAAUAUUAACUGCUAUGGAUGGAGGUGAAUCGGUUUUGUCUGGUACUGUGCAGAUACAUAUUGCAAUUCUAGACGCUAAUGAUAACGCUCCUGUUUUUAGGCAAAAAAUAUAUAAAGUCUUAGUAAACGAAAACUCACCUAAAGGUACUAAAUUGGCAAAAGUGACCGCAUCUGAUGCAGAUGAAGGAACAAACGGACAGGUGACUUAUUACAUUUCAAACAAAGAGAAAGCUGUGAAGGAUAUGUUUCACAUAAAUGAAGAUGAUGGUGAAAUUACACUAAAUGGUCAAAUUGAUUAUGAAACUAAAAGCCAUUAUCAACUUGACAUUCAAGCCAGGGACCAAGGCGGUCUGUCAGACUCAUGUAAAAUUAGUAUUGACGUCUUGGACAUAAACGACAAUAAGCCAACUCUGACUAUUUUAUCUAUGGCCAGUUCUAUAACAGAAAAUUCUCUUAUUGGAAAUAUAGUUGCAAUGAUUAAUGUAAAUGACCCAGAUUCAGAAGUAAAUGGACAAGUUCACUGCAAAAUCAACGAUAACAUUCCAUUUUCUAUCACAUCCCAUCUAACAAUGUUUUUACCCUGCACACAGAUCAGGACCUGGAUAGAGAGAGAGAAGCUGAGUACAAUAUUAGUGUGACUUGCUCUGAUGAGGGACUUCCUUCACUCUCUAGCAGCACCUCUCUCCAUUUACACAUAUCAGAUGUAAAUGAUAAUGCUCCUGUAUUUGAGAGAAAUAAUUACGAGGCCUAUGUGGUGGAGAACAACAAACCAGGUCUCUCUGU
Silurus meridionalis is the source of this 1556-nucleotide messenger RNA. RefSeq names its product protocadherin gamma-A8-like. Gene Ontology annotation, cellular component: plasma membrane. Gene Ontology annotation, biological process: homophilic cell-cell adhesion. Bases 128 to 1411 code for a protein of 427 amino acids. The record is from RefSeq and is a predicted model, not a curated record. The transcript has a single exon. NCBI's taxonomy places the organism in Eukaryota, Metazoa, Chordata, Actinopteri, Siluriformes, Siluridae. Gene Ontology annotation, molecular function: calcium ion binding.